AUGUUUUAAGAGCAGUACCAAAAUCUGAUGAUCAAUUAAAAAGAUCUUGCUAAUUUGAAUUUAUUAUGUAUAAACUGUAAUUAAAUAAUUUUUAGCAAAUUAUAUUAAGAUUGGGAGUGGAUAUUAAGCAGUUAGGAGAAUUUUCAAGAAUGUGCAGUAUGAUUAGUUUGAGAAAUAACAAUUAAAAGAAUUAAAGGGAUUUAUGGAUUCCAUUCCUAUAUAAUAUUUAAAGGAGUAUGUUUAGUGAUAAUAUUUGAGGGUUUAGAAUGAUUCUGUAUUAUUACGAUUUUUAUAUGCUCAUAAAUUUAUGAAGGAGGAGACAGUUAAUUAUUUUGUUGAUCACUUAGAUUGGCUAAAUAAUCCAGAAACAACAAUAUUAGAUGACCUUCCUUAAUAUGAUAAAAUAGUGUAAAUUAUAGGUAGGGAUGAAAUGUUAAGACCCGUAUUACAUAUAAAUUUAUGUUAACCUUUGGAUAAUCAUUUUAUCAAGGCAAUUACAAAUAAAUUAAUAUUGAUGGAAGAUUAUAUGUUUGCACCAGGUAAAGUGGAAAGUUGGAUUAUAAUUAUUGAUUUAAGUUAAUUCAAUCCAAACGUUUAGAAAGAAUAAAUUGAAUAAGCAAUUUAACAUUUUAUUACAAAUUUUCCAAUGUCAUUAGAACACAUCUAUUUUCUAGAUGCAAGUGAAAUAUUAAAAUAAAUAGGUGAAAGUUUAUUGAAUUAGAAAGAAUUUAAAAUAUUUGAUUCAGAAGAUAAAAUUUCUAUUAUAAAAAAAGCUGAAUUUAAAAAAGAAAAGUUAUAGUUGCUUUCUCCAGAAUAUAAUUAUUUAUUUGAUGUUGAAGAAACAAUAUUUUAAUAAACAUCUCAAAAGUCUUUAUCUUAAUUAGUUAUUAAUUAACCAUAACCUACAUUAUAUGGUUAACCACAGAAAGCUUAAUAAAAUGCUGAUCUUAUUGGACCCUUGUAUCCUUUAGUUGUUUAUGCAGUAUCACAACCUUAACCAUAUGUUCCUGAGAUCCAUGAUAAAGAAUUAUAAUAAUACACUAAUUAAAAAUAAAUUCCAACUUUCUUUUUAGAUACUUAGAAUUAAUUUUGUCAAAAUUAUUAACCUUUUAAAGAUAAUACUAAUGUACAUUAAAAUAAUUAACAAUUUAAUGCCAUACCAUAAUAGUAAUCUAACAAAAGAGUUGUACCUUAAUUUUAAUCCCAAAUGACCUUUCAAAAUACAGAUUAUUCUAUGUAUUAAUUAGAUAAAUAUAUGUAGGAGAACAAAAUAUGAUGACAUCAUUGAUUAAUACAAUUGGAAUAAAUAUGGAAUUGCAUAAUCAUAGCCUAUCAUAGAUACAGAUAAAAUAAUACAUGAUGUAACAAAUUAGCAUUCAUCAUAAUAUCAAAUUAAUUCACCUUAAUAAUAAACUCCAACACUACCAGGUACAGAAAAAACUAUUAAGAAAUUCGAUAUUAAUAAUAAUCAAGAUAUUCAUUCAACUGGAGGAUUUUAUGAAGAUCCUAUUCUUCAUUAAAAUGAUUAUGUUUAGCCAUCUUUUUAAAGUGAUCAAAAACAUUUGCCAAUCAAACAUUUUGAUUUUGAAAAUACAUCUCCAUAAUUAAAUAAACCAUUAAGAAAUAUAUAAUCAGAUCCACGAUUUCUACCUGAUAUUGAUCAAUAUCCUCAAAUACAUUAGUAAAUAGAAAAAAAAUUUGAGUUUGGUCCAAUACCAGCAAGACCAUCUGAAUAAUCAUAUACUCCAUCUUAUAUAGCUUCAGAUAAACCUUAUAUUCCAGAAAAGAUCUUAGAUAUACCAAUGUAUCAAAACAAUUAUUUUUAACAGCAGCAACAUCAAACUAUUCCAAUAACUUCUUUACCUCAAACAUCUGGAUAUUCACCUUAUCAGCCAUAAACACCAUUUAGUCCUAUUCCAAGUAGUACUAAUUUAUAUAUUCCUCCAACAUAUCCAUUAACAACUACAAACAAAUCAUAUCUAUAGAAUUCAACCUAACCAAAAUUAAUUGAAUAAGAUGGAAUCAAAUUUCAGGAUGAAACUAUGGUUGUUGGAGAUCUUGAUCAUAGACCAACUAAAAAUUCAAAUAGAGAUCCUGCACUUGAUUAAUAAUAAUGUUCAAUUUUUUGA
Molecule: messenger RNA, 2129 nt
Organism: Paramecium primaurelia
Lineage: Eukaryota; Ciliophora; Oligohymenophorea; Peniculida; Parameciidae
Source: the annotation of a GenBank genome assembly